Messenger RNA from Angiostrongylus costaricensis, 1506 nucleotides. The record is from the annotation of a GenBank genome assembly. Lineage: Eukaryota; Metazoa; Nematoda; Chromadorea; Rhabditida; Metastrongylidae.
AUGCAGAAUUCCAUGGACACUUCACAGUUUUUUCUUUGUGAAAAACUCCUUAAUUCGUGCUCACCUUCUCAGACGUUGAACCGACUGUCCGGCAUUGCUCGUCGAGAUCCAGAAUGGUUCACGAAUUGUCCACGGAAGGGCGAACUAUUCAAGAACUUCGAUCGAAUUCUAGCGGAUGAUCGAUGGGAAGUACAACAUCAGUGCAUCAAAUUUCUCCAAAAUUCAAUGACAACGUUUGGUUCAAAUCUGGAGUACUGUAUGUGCUAUUUGAUGCCAAAUUUAAUUCCAAAAUUAGGAAAUUCAAAAAUUACUAUACGAAAAAUAACUGCUCAGGCAAUCCAAGCAUUUCUUCGACACAAACCGGAAGCUCUAGGAUCAUUUCUGGUAGUCUUUAUUCAGUUUCUUUUAGUAUAUCUGGGUAAAAGUAUCUUUACACGAAUGCUGGACGAGUUAAUUCCUCUAGCUCAAUCUGCAUCGACGAAUCGAAGCAGCAUGAAAUUAGCGUCUGGGGAACGGCGGUUACGUUUCGGAAUCGUUCCGUCUGUUGUGGCAGCCAUGGUGAUGGACAAUACGGAUGUUGCGAUAAGGAUCUCUGGACUGGAAAAGCUGAAGCAGCUAAUCGAAGACAUCACCAGUGAGGAGAUCUCUCGUCUUGUUCCCCAUCUCCAUUCCUAUCUUAUCUCAUUGAGUAACGUUCUCAGUGAACUCAACUUCAAGGUCGUUAUUCUUGGUUUGGACGUCGUUCGACUCACAGUGAACCGUCUUAAAUCUCAAAUGGAAGCACAUCUACAGCAAGUUGUCACGCUAUUGGCGCAGCACUUCGGAAACCAAAAAGCGGUCGUAAAGCAGCUGAUCAUGAUGACUUUCAUGGAUCUCUUCCAAAACAUCAAUCCAAAGGCGGUUGUAGGAGCUUUGUGUGUACACUUAGAGAACAAGAAUUCGCGGAUUAGAGAAGAGGUACUGAAUAUUCUUACAUCGGCUCUGAUGAUCACAUCAUCGUCUCGGAUCAACUUCACCGCUGUUCUGAAUAUUCUCGUACCACUGUUGCUUGAUCCGAAAAGGCGCGUAAGACUGGCCGCCUUUGAGCAGCUUUCCGUGGUUGGUUACAUGAUGAACGGUAAGGUGGACAUACUGCUGAAGAUGGUAAAGGAUGCCGAAGGCCGCCAUUCUGCUCGUGGGCUGACCAACGCCGUCGUGGCUCGUCUUCGCCGGCAAACGUUACCUCGUAUUCGAUAUGAUGGUUUGAUUAACUACUCGACGCCGCCAGUCAACGAUUCUUUCGGAGUACCGGAAUCAGAAUUGGUGGAUGAGAACAAUCUCGAUCUGAACUGGAUCCUCUAUGCCGGAGAAAACACUGCCAGGCAUUUCAGACCAAUUUCGCCGCUCAGUAUAGCAGCAGGGCUUACGAAAGGAUAUGUCGCCUACAAGUCUCAUAAGACCCCAGCAUGGGUCAACGGAAAGGUUUGUUUCGAUAACUUUUUAUCAGUCAGAGCUAAAUUUUUGUGA